Messenger RNA from Cuscuta campestris, 2991 nucleotides. The record is from the annotation of a GenBank genome assembly. NCBI's taxonomy places the organism in Eukaryota, Viridiplantae, Streptophyta, Magnoliopsida, Solanales, Convolvulaceae.
UUACAAAACACCCAAGAAACACGAACAAAAUGGGAGAGAAACAAGCAAGAACCUAAAAAAUCCAAGAAGUCAAUGUCGCACUGUGAACAGUAACGACGAGCUUCAAUUUAGCCUCAAGUCGUUAAAUUCUUCAACUAAAAUGGUAAUCCAAUUUCAGAAUCAGAAGAAGCCUUCAAGGUCACUCAUAAGCCCCCAAAAAUUGGCCUUCAAGUAAUCAAGAACAACAACAAAUUUGGAAUCCAAGUUUAAGAGAUGAAUAGUAAAACCGAAAAACAUUUUCGUCGAUUCACCCAAAUCCAGUCUCAAAUCAGCGAAAUUGAACUCAAAAUUGGAAUCUUUUGCAGAAAACGAUCCAAGAGCUCCAAAAACCGCACCAAAAGCACCAAAAAAUCAAGAAGGAAGAAAAGGGUUAAAUCGGGCGUGAACUGUACUUUUCCAACCUUCCAGCACCUAGUGAGAGAAACUCUAGCGCGAUGGAGCAGAUUGAUCGUGCGCUAAGCUUUAGGAAAAUAUCGGAACUCUUUGAAUCCUUUAAUAUAAUAUUUGAGAAUUGAUGCCUUAGAAUUUUGACACGUGGCAAUUUUAGAGAUUUAUUAUUCAGACACAUCAGAUUACAAGCGUCCAAUUGGAUUUUUGGUUAGCGAAGACUUUCCGAUCUAAGAAAAGCUCGUCUCUUUCAUUCUCCACGCUGAUUCUCCUCCAAAAAUAUCACGGAUUUUCCGUGCGAUCUCUUCGCCAAAGGAAAGGAACAUAUUUUGUGAAAAAAGGUAUUUCGGAUCCAAAAUUUUUGAAGCGUCAAAACGAGGUAUGUUUUCAAAAAUCAUACGCAUCAAUUAUUCAAGAAUCGUGAGGAAGAAAUCAUACAUCGAUGCUAGCUCUUUAAUCUUUGUUCUGGAGAUCCCAAUUAUUCCCAAUCCUAUUCCCAGAUUUGUUGGCUCGAUUGUAAUCCAAAAUUUUAUCUUAAAUUCAUAUAUUGAUUCGUUUGAAAGAAUUCCUAGGGUUAUUAGAUAUAUAUUAUUUCCCUUUGAUGAUUGGGAGCGAUUUCUGUUUGUUUUUUGUAUUUUUGUGAAAACAAACCCAGUUUGAUUUGUUAGAACCGACAUACCUGGAUAUCUUUUAGUCAAUUGAAUUGAGGAUUAAUUCUCUUAAUAUCCUAAUUCAAUUGUUUUUGGGUAGUUUCUUAUCCUCUUAGUGAUCCAUGUUAUUUUGUUCGGCUAUUAUGUUCAGGUCCACAAAGUUUGUAUAGAGGAGACAACUAAAUGUAAAAAAAAACCUGAAGAUGGGUGUGUGCAAUCAAUUCUCCUUAUUAGCUACUGAUUAAUAAUAUGCUGCUUUCAUUGUUAGAUUUCUGCUGUUUGAGAUUUCUCUGUUAGUAACUAUGGAGUACUUAAUAUGAGAAAUGUAGUAUUCCUUUGUUCUUAUAUCUUUAAUGAACAAAGGAAUUUAAUCUUUUGCAUCCUUCCUUUUAUACCUGCGUAUAUUGAUUGCAUUCUAAGUGUUUCUUAUGUUGAUUGUAUGCCCAUAGUGUACUAUUACAGACAUGUUCUCAUGAUGGUCUUUAUGUUCUAUAUUUUAAAACACUAAUAUAUUGUUAAGAGAUAUAAUGGCUUAGAAGGACCUGCAAAUACUAUUUUUUUAUUUCAUGAUCUCACAUAUAAAAAACUAAAUAUAUUAUUGGUCAGUUUAAGCUUUCUCCUUGACUAACAAGGUUAAAUGCUCACAACUAAGAGGUUAUAAAGGAUUAUGAUGUUACAGUUGUUCCUUUUGUAUAUAAAGGUUUAGGAUAAAAAAAAACCAUUGUUAAAUAUAUAAAAAAAUUCAUGUAAGCAAAUGAAGCCAUUGUGUAAGGUACAUGUAAGUUUGACUCCAUACAUGUAAGCCAACAAUUCUGUUUUUCUCACGGGAACUCUACAUUUCGAAUUGCCACAAUUGUUCCAAAUUGAUUCUGACUUCCUGCGAUUCGAUUUCAAAUUCAUGAAUCCCCAAAAUUCAGAUUUUAUUUCCUUCGUUAGAUUUGUUGAACUACUCCAGUUGUUAAGUUUUAUUUUAUUUAUUUACUCCAAAUUGUUAGGGACUAUAUUUGGUAGUUCUCUUGAUUUGGUUUUAUGCUUAUUGGUUAUUGAAUUAGUUAGCACUUAAGCACGGGGUAGAAUACUCAAUACAUAACUAUUGGAUACAAUUUUCGUUCCCACCUACUUGGGGUACUCAAGUUCUGUACAUUUGCUUGCCUGAGUACCCGCCUUUUUAUUCCUAAACUAAUCAUAUAAGAAUUUUAAUAAACUUUUUUAUUUGGCAUUUUUUGGAUACAAAUGUUAUCCUUUCUGUUGCUUUGUUGACAAGAAGAGUGAAAAAAAAAGUAAGACCUUACUAUCACAUGCGCUAGCACAAUACCUACUGAUGAGGUAGACAUGAUUGUUAAAAAAGUUGAAGUAUUUGCUCAAGAAGACAAAGAGAAUGGAUACUAUCUUGAAUGACUUUCCUUCUUGCACUAGAUUAGUUUUUUUUAAAUAUAUAUUUUGUGUAUGUUGUCUUUGUGUUAGGUUGUUGUAACAAGGUUUCAAAAACUUCGUGGGAGACAAGCAGCAACAGAAGCUUAUAUUGAAUCUUUGAAUUAGACAACAAGUUUUACUAUCCUUCAGCAAUAUCUGGAUAAGAUGAUAUACGUAUAUGAUAAAUUUUCAUGCUCUUUUAUAACUAAAAUUAGUGCACUAGAGUACUAAUUAAAGCUUAGUCUAGGGCUAGAGGUAUCAUCCAUCUUAUGUGAUUAUGAAUUCUAUUUAUCUAAUUGGUUUCAAUUAAGUUUUUUUCCAGUAUCAUGAAACUCUUAAAGGAGUGUGUGAUGGCGUAGGCUGUUGCUUUUUUCAGAGAAAAAACAUGUGACCUUUGAUGGAGCAUGUUCUAUGUAUUGAGCAGCGCUUAUCAUUCUUGAGAGGAAUAAAUUUUUCUAUCCUAUCCUGGCGAGAUGCUCUAAGUAUAUGACGACUGUUCAAU